Messenger RNA from Menidia menidia (Atlantic silverside), 1391 nucleotides. The record is from the annotation of a GenBank genome assembly. Lineage: Eukaryota; Metazoa; Chordata; Actinopteri; Atheriniformes; Atherinopsidae.
ACAAUUGUCUCUUAACAAUGCGAGGUGGAGUUCACAGCAAACUGCUCACAGCCAGGGAUAAAUAGGAGCUGUGCCUGAGAAUUGCACGUUGUAUCUUCUGCCAGUGUGUAGUUACGACUGCCAAAAUGGAGCUUUUCAAGUUUCUGUUUGGUUUCUUCUUGGUCUGUAACGUUUCUGGACAGAAUUACUGGCCACAGCCUCUGCCGAAACAACAGCUCUCCCCUCCUUUCAAGCAGCCACAGCAGACAAAACUUCCUGACGUUCCUUCUGAUAAAUGUGACGUGGAGGAGACUGAGAAGAUUCAGUGUGGGACUCCAGAUAUCACUCCUGAACAGUGUGAAGACAUUAACUGCUGUUCUGAUGGGUAUCAGUGCUACUAUGGGAAAGCAGUGACUGUGCAGUGUACCAGAGAUGGACAAUUUGUGGUGGUGGUGGCUAGAGAUGCCACUGUACCACCUAUAGAUGUGAAUUCAAUCAGCCUGCUUGAUGCAAACGAUGUCCUCUGUGGCCCGGUUGAUGGCACCUCUGCCUUUGCCAUCUUUCAGUUCCCUGUGACAUCUUGUGGCACCACACUCAAGGAUGAUGAGGGAUAUGUGGCAUAUGAAAACCACAUGGUGUCGUCGUAUGAAGUGGGACUUGGACCCAGAGGCUCAAUCACCCGGGACAGCCAUUUUGAGCUCUUGUUCCAGUGUAGAUACUCUGGAGCUGCUGUGGAGGCUCUUAUCAUGGAGGUGAAUCCUGUUCCUCCUCCUGUGUCUGUUGCAGCUGCAGGACCCCUGAGAGUGGAACUCAGACUGGGGAAUGGCCAAUGCCACUCAAAAGGCUGUGUUGCAGAGGACGUGGCAUACAGCUCGUUCUUCACUCAGUCUGAAUACCCCGUCACCAAGUUCUUGCAAGAGCCAGUUUACGUUGAGGUCAGACUCCUGGGAAGGUCUGACCCAAAUAUCGUCCUGAACCUUGACCACUGCUGGGCCACUGCCACCCCUGAUCCAGAGAGCCUACCCCAGUGGGACCUUCUGAUUGACGGGUGUCCUUACCAUGAUGACAGAUACUUGAGCACCAUGGUUCCUGUGGAUGGCUCCUCUGGCCUUCAGUACCCAAGUCAUUACAAACGUUUUAUUAGUAGAAUGUUUGCAUUUGUGGCUCCGGAUACCUAUGCUCCUGAGAAGGAAACGAUCUUUAUUCACUGUGCUACAGCUGUCUGUUAUCCAAAUGGUACAAACAGUUGCCAACAACACUGCCACCGCCAACGAAGAGCUGCAGUAAAGGUUCCCUCAAGUCAGAAGUCCUUGGUCUCAAGUGGUGAAGUGAUCCUCACUGAACACAAUACUUUGAGAUGAAAAUGUAAUGGUUUUUAAUAAAGGCUCAAAAUGUACUUCAGAACUUGUCUG